Messenger RNA from Clonostachys solani, 954 nucleotides. The record is from the annotation of a GenBank genome assembly. Lineage: Eukaryota; Fungi; Ascomycota; Sordariomycetes; Hypocreales; Bionectriaceae.
AUGAUGUUUUCACCUAUUUACGUAUUAUUCAGCCUUUUGUAUCUGCCUGGUGUCACCGCUUGGGGAGUCCUUGGUCAUGACACCACAGCGUGGGUCGCCAGUCACUUUGUCUCUGAAGCGACUGCAGAGUAUUUGAAAGAUCUCCUUCACAACCACGACGAGGAUUACUUGGCUAGUAUUGCAACAUGGGCGGACAGACCUGGAAACAGCCGCCGCACUGACCAUUUCAUCGAUGCUCACGACGAUCUAGCAAACGGGAACUGCAAUGUCAACUAUGCGCGGGAUUGCAAGCAAGAAGGAUGCGUGAUAAGUGCCCUUGCUGAAUACACUGAGCAGGCUUUGGCUCCUGCGACGGGCAAUGGGGGCAUCAACCAAGCUGUGAAGUUGCUUGUGCACUUCAUAGGGGACUUGCAUCAGCCACUACACAACGAAGACGUUGCCCAAGGGGGAACCCAGUUUCACGUUCGUUGGGAAUCCUCGGACAGGACAUUGCAUAAGGUGUGGGAUACUCAGAUUGCCGAGAAACUCACCGAGGAGCUUGGAGGUAGGCCCGCAGACCGUGCUUCCAGAUGGGCGGACCAGCUUGCAAGAAAAAUCACAGAUGGAGAGUUCGCGGAUCAGAGGCGCGAGUGGCUGAAAUAUUUGGACGUGAGGAACCCAAACGGGACCGCGAUGAUUUGGUCUCAAGAAACAAACAAGCUGGUGUGCAGCAAUGGUGAGAAUCGCCGUUAUAUGUUGUUUUACUCUCUUGAAUUACUCCUCAUUUACAUGUUCUCAGUUUUCCCGCGUGGUUUCGGUCCCGACCAAAUCAGAGGAAAAGAGCUUAGCGAAAAUUACUAUGAUCAAGCCUGGCCAGUUAUCGAGAGACAAGUCGCUCGGGCUGGUUAUCGUAUGGCAGCUUGGCUUGACGCUGUGGCCGAGCAGAUUAAUGGUCGUGGGCAAGGAGAACUUUGA